Molecule: messenger RNA, 636 nt
Organism: Kazachstania africana CBS 2517
Lineage: Eukaryota; Fungi; Ascomycota; Saccharomycetes; Saccharomycetales; Saccharomycetaceae
Gene: IML3
Product: Iml3p
Exons: 1
Coding region: 1-636 (211 amino acids)
Source: RefSeq, a predicted model, not a curated record
AUGCCAUAUAUAUGGAAUAUAUAUGGGCUGAACAAGAUUAUAGAAUGGAAUGCUGAAGUUAUCGAAUCGUUGGAGGAAGAAUUGGACUGUGUGAUUCAACACGAUUUCGAUAGUAAAGAAUUGAUCAGUGACAAAUUCAAUGUUACAUACGAUGAUUGUGAUGGCAACAUGUAUAUAUGUCUAUGUUUUGAUCUAGAGCAGGAUAAUCAUCGUAGGGAGAGCUGCGAUCAGUUUUUUAAGUUUUUAAAGAAUCAUACUGGUGUUAUCAUAUGGCCUAUUAAAUUCGAUGAAAUCGAUAUGACUGGCAUUAUUGAUUGUACAAUUCAUGAGAAAGAGAAAUGGUAUGAUACUAAAUUUGAAAUUUCUACUGAGCCUGGUAAGGGCAUUGAUAAAUUUGUCAUUGAACUUAAUGCUAGCAGCUGUCGCUCAAUAUGUAACGGGUCUAUGGAGAAUGCAUAUCGAGAUGGGAUUUUACCUUAUUUGUAUGAUAAAACUGGUAUAAAAGUAGAGAAAUUGCAGAUAAAUUGCAUUAUACUGACUAAUUUGAUGACGAUUUAUAAGGAUAGAAUAGUAACGAUACAAUUUAAACUAUCAAAAGGUGUACUUGUAAGUAUAUGUAAUAGAAAAGCUAUAUAA